AUGGAUCAGGAAGAGGGGUGGACCACCGUGGACAAUAUAGUCACUCAGUUCAACACCUAUGAAGAUUUCCUGGAUUCGCAGAUUACUACACUGGACUUGUACUACCUGGAGGAUGAAGGUCUGGCCCGCCAGUUGGUGGAGCUAGGCUACCGCGGGACUGGAGAGGUGGUGAAAAGGGAAGAUUUUGAAGCAAGGAAGGCAGCUAUAGAGAUUGCAAGGUUGGCUGAAAGAACUCAGAAAAAGACAUUAACAAGUGCUGGUAAAGACCUGCAUGAUAAUUUUCUGAAGGCUCUGGCAGUGAGAGAAGAAGACAAUCGCAAUGGAAUAGUGAGCUUAAAUCAACAGGAGGCUGAUGCUGCUCAUACCUUGAAGAAGCAACUGGCAGAAAGUAGUGCUCGUGGAAAAUCCGUGAUCUUUAUUCGUGACAGAAAUUCUCAUGGGCAGGAGGUGUCAGGAUACAUUGACUAUGCUCACAGGCUAAAGACUGAAGAUUUUGAAGUCUACUUUAGUGGAAAAAAAAGACUUCUUCCAAGACCCACAGAUAUGAGUUUUUACAACUGGGACAGUCAUGUUGCUGUUUGGAAUUCAACUCCCAACUACCAAGUGAUUGCUGAUAAUCCAGAAGGCUUACUUUUCAAAUACAAAAGAGACAGAAAAAUUCUCAACGUGGACCCUAAGGCUCAACCAGGUGACAACUCUACUAGAACCCCUAUCCAGACAGAGCUCUACAUACAAGCUGUCAUUUUUGACCACGUUUCCAGAAGAAAGACUUAACUACCAACAUGUUAGAUGGUUUCCUAAUGGUUUGCUAAGUUUAAAUGACUCCUAUAACCAGAAGCAAAUUAGAAUAAUAAAUGAGUCCUGUAGCUAUAAGGCAAAUCAGAAUAAUAAAAGUUGAUAAAGAAAUUAGAAAGAAAAUCAUGAUCUUGAUUAUCUGUUUUGUGGUACAAAUAACUUCUUAAUCUGAUUUGAGGUUUUUCUAAAUUUUUUUCCCCCUAAACACUGAAGCUGAUUGCAGUAGUUCAUGGGAGAAAAUCUUAUGGCUAUUUCAAAGAUAUAGUAAUUAGUGACUUCUUUUGUACCUCAGAUUUUCCACGUGUUUCCAAAUGUUCCAAAAAUGUUCUGGGUCCUACUAUUGCCAAAUAUAGCAGGCCAAGCCUUAUACCACAUGGCAGUGCUAGCUCCCGAAAUCACUGGAAGACAGGCAUAAGGAAAUAUAAAUACAAGGUUUUUAGUAGCACUACAUGAGUAAAUAUAAUCUGAAAUAUCCCAUGAGAUGAUGUAUAAAAUGAUUGAAGUGUUUGAUAUGUUUAUGUGCCUGGACAAUAUGAACCCCAUGACAAUAAAGCUGAGAAAAUGAAAUCUAAAGGAAACCAAAAGAUUUUAGAGAAAUGACGACCUCAGAAGAGUGAAGAACAUGUUUUCCUAAUAUAACCCUGCAGGUGACUUUUGUGCAGAAAAGAUGUUCAGAGGCCAUUUGUGAUUUAAGAUUCAUAUUUGGCUCUUCCUCUUCUCCUUCCCAUUGUCUUUCUUCCCUUUCUAAACAAUCCAGUUCUAAAGCAAUUAGGUGGAGCCAAGCAAGGUAGAAGUCUGCUCAGUGUGGGUAUGGGGGUGGGAAAUCCCGGAGCAGGAAUUCCCCAGUUGCAAUGGGGUGACAAGGCUGUAUUCAUGGUGGAGGUGAUGGUCUGGCACGAGGUGUCAGAUCUCAGUCUAGGUGAGUAGCGUGGUGUUAAAUUAGAAUUGGAUAUAUUGGUGUGAUCUCAUCAUUUUCAAUAUAUACAACAGGUACAGAAUAUAUGUUAAUGUGUGUAUGUCUGCAUAUUCCAAUGCUCCAUCCACUGAGAGGGCCUUGGAGCAGCAGCACCCAAUAUCAGUGAGCACAGCACACCUAGCACCCAGAUCUUAGUUUCUCAACACCAUUUUCUGCCAAAGGGAAGAAGGGAUCCUUAGAGAAAUGACUGAUUCCAGGGCUGAGGCAGGGAAAAUAAAAGAGUCUGGAAUCUCUGUGCCAGAAAGCAAAGCAGUUCUGGAAAAAUGAAGGGGACUUAUCAAAAGGACACAGAAUCCACCUUGAAAGUGUUCCCACUGGCCAAAUCUGGGACAGUUUGAGCAUCAAAAUAAAUAGUGAUAACAACAGGCAUAAAAUAGGAAACCAUGAGUCUAUACUGAUCUAUGUAAAUGAGUAAUUGAUGAGGAAUGGGAUAUUUAGAUAGUAUCUCACAUAAAAUACUUAUUAAUUAGAGAGGGAAAAAUGGAAAAGCCUGAAAGACACCACUUUCAUAAGUGAUCAAAGAGAAUAUGAUAAGUAAUGAGAUGAACUGAAUUUGUUCCCCACUGAAGAAGAUGCAACAGAGGAACUCAGCAUCCCUUUCGUAAUAAUCCUGCCAAAGUUGCAUAACCUGAAUCUAAUCAAGAGAAAACACAGACAAACCCAAAUCCAAGGACAUUAAACAAAAUAACCGGCUUGACGUCUUCAAAAGUGUCAAGAUCAUCAAAGUAGAAGACUGAGAAAUUGUCCCAGAUUGAGUGAGACUAGAGAGACAUGAUAAUCAAAUGCAACACAAGACUCUGAGUUUCAUUCGUACCGUAUAAAGGGAAUUUGGGGACAACUGGUGAAAAUUGAAUGAUUUCUGAAGAUUAGAUGGUAGUAAUAUAAAAAUGUUUAUGUCCUGAUUUUGAUGAUUAUGUUGUGGUUAUAUUAGAAAAUGUCCUUGAUCGUAGGAAAUUACACUAAAGCAUUUGGGAGUCAAAGGGCAUCAUGUCAGCAAAUUAUUUAUAAAAUUUU
Messenger RNA from Lagenorhynchus albirostris (white-beaked dolphin), 2785 nucleotides. RefSeq names its product cilia and flagella associated protein 299 (gene CFAP299). The coding region runs from base 1 to 774 and encodes 257 amino acids. NCBI's taxonomy places the organism in Eukaryota, Metazoa, Chordata, Mammalia, Artiodactyla, Delphinidae. The record is from RefSeq and is a predicted model, not a curated record. The transcript is spliced from 7 exons.